Messenger RNA from Fragaria vesca subsp. vesca, 1148 nucleotides. RefSeq names its product mediator of RNA polymerase II transcription subunit 20a-like. NCBI's taxonomy places the organism in Eukaryota, Viridiplantae, Streptophyta, Magnoliopsida, Rosales, Rosaceae. The transcript is spliced from 6 exons. The coding region runs from base 157 to 822 and encodes 221 amino acids. The record is from RefSeq and is a predicted model, not a curated record. Gene Ontology annotation, cellular component: mediator complex. Gene Ontology annotation, molecular function: transcription coactivator activity. Gene Ontology annotation, biological process: regulation of transcription by RNA polymerase II.
GUAGAAAGCCAUUUGGUCAUUCUCCUCCGCAGCUCUCUCACUGCGCGCCAAACAGCCCCUAAAAGUCACAGCAGCUGAGUUCAUUGCUCUCUCUCUCUUCCUCCGUUCUCUCCAGAGAAUCUGAGCCCUAAGCCAAAACAGUUGAAAUCGGAGACGAUGCCGCUGAAAUGGGUUUUGCACUGGCAACCCAAUGUAGGGGCGACGGUGAGCAGUCAAAUCAUCAAUGAGGUGACGCAGGUCGUCGAGAGCAUCAAUGGGAUUAAGGAAGGCAGGUGGAAAGCCACCAUCACUUUCUACAAACCCCUGCUUCGAGAGCAGGCUUUGGUGGGGGAAUACCCGCGUGAUUUCUUGGGGAUUGCACUGCCGGAGCAGCCAAAUAAGUACUACCUUAUAAUCCGACCUCUUCGCAUUGUUCUUGAAGCUGAUUCUACAAUUACAAUGAUUAUGGAGAAAUUGCAGUCUUACAAACAGAGGGUCUCGCUUAAUUUUGAGGGAUUUCAAUAUCAACUUGGGGACUUCCAAGUGAGAGUGGGCAAAGUUCUUCCGGCUCACACUGAUAAUUUGAGAGGAAUAGUUAUGGAGGUGGAGUACCUACCCAUUUCUUCAAUGGAAAAGGCAAGGCAAAUCAUGGAAGAGUUUAUGACUAUAUGGGAUCAGGCUGUAACCAAAAGAGGAAUACCAGGCCACUUUGUGCAUAUGGAACCAAACUUUGGUGAGUAUGGCCUUGGAGACCAGUAUACUUCACAACACACUGCUGUCCAGUAUGCUGCUGUUAUGGCUCAACUAAUUGCGACCGUUCAAGCAGCGCAAGGAAGAAAUUAGGACCAAGAUCUUCAUCUAUGUCACUUGCACAAAUAAGAAAUUAGGAACAAGAUCUUCAUGUAUGUCACUUGCAGAAAUGGUUCGAUGUGUUGAUGUUUUAAAUCCCAGAUUACUUUGGGACCAAGGGGAGGAAUGAACAUCCGAGUUAGGUUUUGGUUUUCCAUGAAGUACGUAUGGUAGUGUGAAAUGGAAAACAUAGGCUUGUUACCUUCUUUAGAGUUGAAAGGUUCACGUUUGGUCGUCGAUGUAACUGCUUCUGUAUUCACUUUUUGUACUCCUUUUUCUCAGUCCAACAUCCUUAUACAUAGCAAACUGUUAUCUCCGUC